CGGGCUGCCGGGGCGGGGGAGAGGCUCCUGCCGCCGGCCCGAGGAGGGGGAGGAGGAGGAGGAAGAACAGCGUCUGCGGCUUCGCAGGGAAGUCGGUCAGAAAAGACAGACUCGUUAGUGAGGGAAAGACGCAGCACCGCUUUAUCUCUCUUCACGUGUCUUCUCCCCCUGAUGGGGCUGAGCUGAACAAGCUCUCCUCUUGAAUCCUGUCAUAAGCACCACCAUGCGGGAACCGGGCUGGACCUGCCAGAGGCUGCAGCAGCAGUCUGGGCGGCCCUGAGCAGAAGCGACGAGUUCUGCCCUCUUCUCUGGGAUGAUUUAAAGAUAAAUUAAGCUUCUCUCUUAACAACCGGUUUAUCAGUCAUGAAACGAAUUCUUCUGGUUUUUAUCCUGGCUGCUGCUGUUAUGUAUGGUAUCCUGCAUGGAAAUCUGUGGAGAAAUAACUUCUACUGGAUUAGCUUUUAUGGACAGACUUCCUCUGUGAGGGCUUCUCCUUCCUAUGUGACUAGUGGAGUUACAAUCAGUUACAAUGAGUUGCCACCUACGGCUGUAGAGAGGAGGAAUGCAUUGGACACUUGUCUCCUGAAACCAGCAUUUGAAUCUUUACUGGGUGUUGACAAAAUAUACCCGUUCCUGUGCGCUAAUGAUUUUAUCAGAGUGGCAGGAUUCCAAGGGAGCAAUAAGUUUGAAUUACCUUAUGGAAUAAAGAAAGCAGAGCAAUUUUUUCGUUUAGCCCUUUCAAGACUGCAGAACUGUGGCCUUCCCAGUGAAGAAGACAGCAUUGCCUGUCGACGGUGUGUUGUGGUUGGUAAUGGAGGAGUACUUCGAAAUAAGACAUUAGGGGAGAAAAUUGACUCAUAUGAUGUCAUAAUAAGAAUGAAUAAUGGCCCUGUGAUAGGGUACGAAGAGGAUGUUGGGAGGAGGACGACUUUCCGCCUUUCUUACCCGGAAUCCAUCUUCUCAGAUCCCAUCCACUACGACCCUAACACCACUGUUGUUCUCAUUGUCUUCAAACCACGGGACCUGAAGUGGCUUUGGGAGAUACUUGGUGGUCAGAAGAUAAGUGCGAAGGGAUUUUGGAAGAAACCGGCUCUGAAUAUGAUCUACAAAUCAAGUCAAAUCAGGAUUCUUGAUCCCAGCAUCACCAGGAAAACUGCUUAUGAGUGGCUUCAUUUCCCAACAAGGUUUCCUAAGAAGGAGAAACCCAAGCAUCCAACAACGGGGUUAAUUGCCAUUACGCUGGCAUUUCACAUAUGCCACGAAGUCCACCUGGCAGGCUUCAAGUACGACUUCACUGACAGAAAUAGUUCUUUGCACUACUAUGGCAAUGAAACCAUGUCUCAGAUGAUGCAGAAUGAAUACCACAACAUCACUGCUGAGCAGAAAUUUUUGAAGAAGCUUAUAGACAAGAACUUUGUGGUCAAUUUGACGUGAAAGCUGAAUGGAAAACACAAAGAACAAUCACUAUUUUCAAGAUUUGAAAAAUUUUUAUUUUUUGUAUGACAUUUUUAUUUUUUAAGUGCAGCAUAACUGUUUACUGUUUAAAGGAGCCCAGAAACCUCAUCAAGGCAAAAGCUUCUAUGCCUGAGGAUAAUGGACUAUUGCAAACAGAGUUAAAUGAAUUUCUGUGAAGCUAUUUAAUAGGGGGAAAACCAUGAAACUUUCAAUUGAAAGUAUCAGGGAUAUAUAAAAACGUGAUGUACGUCACUUACUUACCAGUGAGAACUCUUCUCAAAUGGUUAAUUCUCUGGAAUACUUUUGUUUCUGAUGUUGUCCUCCAAGAGAGUUCCACUGUCAAGAGACUGAGAUGACCGGUGUUCAAUCGGUAGGUGGAUGUAAAGUCAUGAAUAUCUGUCUUGUAUGAAAACGGCUUUAAAACUAUGCAUCAAAAUCAUUACUGUGAUUGGAGAAGGGGGAACAUAACAGACUGUGCAGGUCUUGUUCUGCCAUACUCCUGAGGAGAGGAUGUCCACCUUCAGCCAAGCAGCCACAGCUUCUGCACUGACCAUCACCUCUGAGCUUCUGUCUGCCUCUGCCGAAGUUGAAGACCCUUGGUCCAAUUUGUGGAGAAGUUGGUGUUGACGGUGCUUGUGUUGUACCUAUUUUACGGAAAAAUCAUACUCCCUGUGCUGUGCAUCCAGUAAAUUCUACACUUGCUGACUUGACUUAAAAAGAGGGAAUAUGAAGACUGAAGAGCUGUCCAAACUUCCUGCGUGUCAGCUCCCAGACCACAGCAGAAACCCAAGCUUGGACAGAGAUGCUCAUGCCUGAGUUUAGAGUCAAUGUUUGUUGGAGUCCUAGUUCUCCAUGACAGCAUCUCAUGUAUUAUUUUGUUUGGUCCUCAAAAACAGGUGGAUUUUUCCAAACAAGGACAACCUCCUUCCUCAGAUGCUGUAAUACAUCAAUACAAGCAAGGAAUACUCCCAUUUUUGGCAGUAGAGUGUGGUAGGGAGUAUCCAGGAUGUACCUCAGCUGAAUUAUCAUUUGGCAUCUGUUUACCUCUUUUGUCUUGAUAUUUAAGUUUCAAGUGCGUGGCUGAACUAAAUCAUUCAGUAAUAGGAACUUAAUUGACCUUUUAAUUGAAACAUUUAAUGGGAUGUCUGUUUCCUGUAUUGGUUUGUCUCUGACAAGCCUAUGAAUAAAUUAAAUCUUCCUGGGAAGGCGCCUGACAACUGUCAAAGAACAACAGUAUGCUGUCCCAGUUCUCUCACAGGACACCUGUGUAAAGUUUUUAUUUUAAUUAUGGCAGAAUUCCUGGAAGAUCUUGUGGUUAUCUUCAGCAAUCAUACCUUAAGAAGGCAAAAAUAAGUCCACUUAAAAAAAGUCUUUGAAGUUGGUAGGAAUACCAUUAUUGCUUUUAAAUAAAAUUAUAUAGAGGGUACAUUUAGGAAUAAUGCAAACAAUUGUGAUACGAACAUAAACCAUGGUAUUUGUUAUUUUCAGAAGCUGAGAAUUUCAAGAGUACUGAACACAAUUUAUUUUGCUGCAGCUAUAUAUAGAGGAAUAAGCAUUGAAGUAACCAAAGAGUCAUCUUUCUUGUGGGGUGCAGGGGUACUUAAAAAAACCCAACAAAACCACAAACACCUUCCCAUAGUUCUCGUUUCCAGCUUUAGCUCCUUGGCUCUGCCAUUUGGGAACUAGGGAGGGCAGUAUGGUCUGGAGAGGUGCCAAAGCUGAAGGGGAGGAGGCUUGUGUGAUUCCUGAGUGAUGCAUCACCUCAACUCGGUGAUUCCUGAGCUUUGGUCUAUUUCCAGCAGGCUGGACAUACCUGAAAUAACUCAAGAUGUCAGAAAAAUCUGUUGCAUGAGGUGGGUAAGGAUGCAGGUGUGUCCCAGCAAGGCACAGGGUGUGCCAUGGUGUCUUGUCUGCUGUGUGUCCCAUGGGUGCAAUUGCACUCCAGCUGUGUGCAGGGUGGCAGGUGGGAGUGUGGAGGAGAGGGGAGAGUGUGGGAGGUCCUGGGGCACUGGAACAGGUGACUCUGGUGUUGGAAAUGGAGGAAAUCACAAUUUCUUCACCAUCUGGCAGAAGGGCUAUUAACUUUUUGUAAUUUUUAUUUUUUCCCAAGACUUUGAAGAGGUCUUUGCUUGAAAAUCUGAAUACAAAAAAGUGGGGUUUCACUUAAGAAAAUAAUGACAGUAUUGUCUUUGUCGCUACCAGUAUUUAAUUCUCCUGGUUAUUUUGUUUAAUUAAAAAGGUUUGUAUAUGAUUCUACAGCCCCAGAUGUACAGUGAUUUAAACUCCUGACAAUAAUAAUUCCACCUGCAAAAGUUGCUGUGGCAAGGCUUUUUGCAGACAUAGCAGUGUUUUCCAAGCUGUUGCUGUGGAGGAGUCCCUGGUAGAUCUUGGACUGUGUUGAGAACCAAGGCUGGCAGAAGUGGGGGGCUGCCCCUUCACCCUCAAAAUGCACAAUUGCUUCCAGAGCUGGCACCCCCAGCUCUCCCAAUGGCUGCUGCCACGGUCCAGCUGCAUCCAUGUAACGUCUUACAGGAUGCUGUGCAGGAGGAUUUUUUUCCCAGGAGAACUGUUGAAUUUGUUUCAGACACUCUGAGGAGAGUUCUUGUGAUGGUGCACACUGCAUCCCUCUACUUCUCCACCCCUGUCUCCAGUUCCAGGAAGUGGGUAGGGAGCUCUGCUUUUGAAGAUGUGGUUAUUUUCUCUGCUUUAUUUCUUCUCCAGAGGUACUUUUCUCACUAACCUAAACUGAUUCCUUCUCCAGUUUUUCUAGCAGAUUUUCUGGUUUUUGUGGGGGGAUGGGAUUUGGAUUCUAGCUGUAGCAGAACAAACAAAAUAAUAGAAACAAAAAAAGCAGCUUCAUGGCAAAAAAAUGGUGUCUCCCAAACUCUUUGUACUUAAAAAAAAAAUCCCUUUAGUCUUUUUUACUUUUGCCACAUCAACUUUUUGAUCUCCCUAAAAUAUUUUUCUAAAAUAAUGUUUGGUGUUCUCGAUGAAUUUAAUAUGUUCCCUAAAAGCAUUUGUCCAUACCAGCUCUUUCUUUUUACAUCCUAAUAAACCUUCCCAUUGUAUGACUGUCGUACUUUUCAAAUUAAGCAGUAUUUUCAGGGAUAUUUUUCUCCCACUUCUGUGCUCCUGCCAGGGGCAUUAAGUCCACCAUAGUUACUGUCCCAGGGUGACUGGGUAAUAUUUUGAACGAAACCCAUUCUCUCAGGAUCAAGCCAAGAGCUGAUGCUGCUUGUAAACCAUGUGGUUUUUUGGUUGGUUAGUUGUUUUGUUAUUUUGUUUUUUUUUUUUUUAAGUUUUGUUUUAUUGUUUUUGUUGGGGUUUUGUUUGAGUGCUUUUUUGUUUGUUUUUGUUUUUUUUGAAAGCCCAGUUUGCAGGCCAGUAGCAUUUCUCCUCAGUCAUAAGUAAAGUAGUAAGUAAAGUCUCCUCAGUAAAGCUAGGUACUGACUUUUUUUUCCCACAAGAUAUUUUUUAGGAUCCUGUGUACACCAGCUCUGCUCCACCACCUGCUUCACGCACAUCAUUUCUGAUACUCUGCCUCGAGGAUGAGUCUUGCUUUGGCACUAACUUCAUUCAGGCAGGAACACCCACGUGUAGUGUUUCCCAGCAGUGCUCACAGGUUACACUUCUAUUCUGCCUGAGCACACAUUUUCACAGGUGUUUUGCAGUACCAAAGACUUGACUUAGGGCUUUUAGAAUAAAACAAUAAUGCUAACACCAAAUAUUUAGAUGGUUUCUGAGUGUGGGCUGCUAUUAAGACUUUCUUUUUCCCUUUUUGCCAUUACUGAAAAUGAAAUCUCUGCACUGAAACUUCCCUUUAAAACCUGUCCAGUCUUUUUUUUUUUUUUUAAAUUACAUCGGGUGUGAAGCUGCCAGCUUUAUUUCUGUGUCUGAUAACAGUGUAACUGUGUAGGUCCCCAGUGUCUCCCAUCAUUUUUCUACCUGAAGUCGGAUAUUCUCCCUUCUUCCUGUUCUCUAGCAGCCUGCUGAAUUUCUAGAUAGCAUCACCUUACAGCAAAGGAACUUCUGCAUUUUAUCUGCCACCCCUCUCAAAAUGCUGCACUGUCAGAAAGACACGGUUCUAAGAUACCAAACUGUGCACAGAGCAGGCAGGAUGACACGUGUUGGCUGAAAGCUUUGUUUGGCUCUGUCCUUAAGGAUGUUCCUUUGUUGGGAAACUAUUUUGUACUCUCUUAUAAUAAUUAAGAGAAGUCACAGACUAUUGCAUUAAAUGUGAAUCUGAGAGUGCCUAAGAGGUGUUACUGAGCAACAUUUCCAGUGACUAUACAGGUGAUAAUAAUAAUACAGAAUCUCAACUUCGGUGUUUAAUUAGCAUGUGGUACUUCUUGUUUUCAGUGCCAUACUUCCCUUUUUAGCAGUGCUCUGGGGGAGAGUAUAAAUACCUUCACUUUUAAGUGGAUUCUGAUUUUUAAGAACAUACAAAGCUCAACAUAUGUUUUUGGUAUUAGGAAAUACUUAUUUUAUUUGCCACUUGUCUUAAGUUUUAUAUGCCUUUAAAGUGCCACCUGUAUUUUGAAGAAUUCUUACAGUUGUUUCAAGUGAAAUUUUGAAUUCUACAAAUGGAAGGAGAUUAUUUUCCUGUGAAUAAACUG
Pseudopodoces humilis (Tibetan ground-tit) is the source of this 6071-nucleotide messenger RNA. The record is from RefSeq and is a predicted model, not a curated record. NCBI's taxonomy places the organism in Eukaryota, Metazoa, Chordata, Aves, Passeriformes, Paridae.